UUCUUCCCGGCCGGAAAUAAACUCGUUGGGGUUCUUUUAUAACAAACUUUUUUUGGCCGUUAAAAAAAAAAAACUCACCGGACGCGUCCAUGAGCGAGCUUUGUUUUGCCCUCCCGUCAUGUCGGAGUCUCUGGAGCGCUCCGCCGGGCUGAGCUCGCUGAAGGAGCAGGUCGAGAAGAAACUGUGCGAGGUGUUGGACGGAGCCGACACGAAGGGAUGGCGAAGACUCGGGGAGAUUGUCGGCGGCGACAGACGCUUCAAAGUCAGCCAGGACGACUUGGAAAUGUGCUCGCUCAAGGUCCUGCAUCCCGACGGCAGCCCGAGCCGCACGCUGCUGAGGCUGAUGGGAGAGCGAGGCUGCACCCGGGGUCACCUGCUGGACUACCUCCAGUCGCUGGGCAAUGACGAGGCCCUCCAGUGCCUCAAAGCACCAGCCUUGCAGGUGCUCAUCCAGCCGCAGUCGGUGGCGCUUGUGUGCGGUCACAACCUGCGUCUCUGCUGCCACGCCGUGGGCCAGUCGCCAGUGCAGUACCAGUGGUUCAAGUCCAAAGAAGAGGUGCCAAACGGCUACGCCCCCGACUUGGUGAUCGCUCCGGUCGACGUGAAGGAUUCCGGCUUUUACGUCUGCAGGGUCAACUGCGGCGACUCCUUUGAGUUCAGCCAGUGGGCUCAAGUGGACGUUUUGGACGUGUCCGUGUCAUGCGGCCAGUCCUCAGAGGGUCGUCUGAAGGUGGCCGUCCAGCCUCAGUCGCAGAUGCUUCAUGCCGGCCAAACGUUGCAGCUCGAGUGCGGCGCCGUCGGACGCCCAAUCCCUCGCUAUCAGUGGCACCGAAACGGAGUGCCCGUCGCCAACGCCAAAAGGAGGAAACUCACAAUCCCUCACGUGACGCAUGAUAACCAGGGCGGGUAUCGCUGCGAGAUCAUCAGCGACGCAGAGAGAACCUGGAGCAAGGAGGUCCAGGUUGUGAUCGCUCCAAAGAUGCUGGUACAGAUUUCAGGAGCAGUGGAGUGCUCUGAAGAUGACAUUUACGCUAUUGGAGGAGGUUCCACUGAGUUUCUUCUAAAUAGCAUUCCUGAGCAACUUUACGCGACGGACAAAGUGGCCUUGCUGAUUGGAAAUCUGACCUACCAGAACCACCCUAAGCUCAAAGCUCCCAUGGUGGACGUGUACGACCUCACCAACGUGCUGCGGCAGCUCAACUUCAAGGUGGUCUCCCUGCUGGACCUCACCGAGUCGGAGAUGCGCAACGCCGUGGACGAGUUCCUGCUGCUUCUCCACAGAGGGGUCUACGGGCUGCUUUACUACGCAGGGCACGGAUACGAAAACUACGGCAACAGUUUCAUGGUGCCGGUGGACGCACCCAACCCGUACCGCUCAGCCAACUGCUUGUGUGUGCAGAGCAUCCUCAAACUGAUGCAGGAGAAAGAGACGGGGCUCAACGUCUUUCUGCUGGACAUGUGCAGGAAGAGGAAUAUCCACGACGACCGCAUUGGCAACGUCGUCCUGCAGGUCACGGCCAACAUCGUCUUCGGAUACGCCACGUGUCAAGACGCCGAGGCCUUCGAGUUGAACUCCAGCGGCCUCGCCAACGGUGUGUUCGUCAAGUUCCUGAAGAAGCGUCUGCUGGACGAGGAGAAGAUCACCGUGGUGCUGGACAGAGUCGCAGAAGACAUGGGCCAGUUCGACGCUACCAAGGGGAAGCAGGCGCUGGAGAUCCGCAGCAGUCUGUCCGAGCGAAGGGCCCUGAAUGACCCGGUGCAGCCCAGCGACACAGAUCAAGUCCACAGUCUACAGUGGGCCAAAGCGCACGAGCUUCCAGAGAGUAUGAGUCUGGACUUUGAGUGCGGCGCUCAGAUCAAGUUGGGCUUCGCGGCCGAGUUCUCCAACGUGCUCGUCAUCUACACGCACAUCAUCAAGAAGCCCGCCGAGCUCUCCUCGUGCCAGGCUCACGUCACCGACUUCCCACAGGACCUGGAUGUGGACCCCAAAGAGAUGAACAGGGAGACUCCGGAGGAGACGGGUGUCUAUCUUCUGUCCAGCAGCCUGCCACAGCACUGCCUCUACACCAGACUCGGCUCACUGCAGAAACUCAAGGAGGAGCUGGAGUUCACCGUGUACCUCAGGGGCACCUCGCCCGCCAUGGACGACGACGAUGUCGUCUGCUGGACAAAAAAAGUCAACAUCGGCAAGCCUCUGAUCGCCCGCUUGGACCUGCAUGAAGCCACGCGGCAAAAUAGCUGCCUGCACACGUGCCUGAUGCCCCACAGCCCCGGUCAGAGCCCCGCCACCGUGCACCGUACGCACCCUGCAGGCCUGCUGUCUCCCCAGUGUCACCACCUCCACGUGCCCGCCGUCGGUGGUGUGGAGCACGGCCACGGCAACACGGGCCGCAGCGAGGUGGCACGCAGCACGAGCAUGCCCAUCGAGGCCAGCGACGACAUGGACGAGCUGCAGACGGCGUUCAUCAACAGCUUGCAGCUCCAGCAGUCGUGAGACGUGGCAAACAUCAUCUGGAAGGUGACUUUUAAUACACUGAAAUUCUUACAGUUAGGAUUCACUAAGAAUUGUUCUCACUAGGAAAAUGUUUCUUCCAAAAUUCCAGUUCUAAUUAACAUCUCCCCUCUAUAUAUGGAUAUGAGGCUCUAGUCGAAAUUCUUGGUAAAACAUAAAAUGUGUAAAAAAAAAAGGCAAUACAAAAUUGCGGUCAAGCUACAAAAAAGAUUAGUGUGGUAUUAUUGCUGCAGGAUGUAAAAAAAAAAAAAAAAGUAAUUACAAUUAAAAAAAUAAUAAUAUUAGCUAGUUCCACACAAUUUACAUAAUUUUCAUAAAUAUAUAUAUUUUUUUUUAAAUGUGUAGAAUGGCCAUUUUAAUUUUGGGUACGUGUUUAAAUACACGUGUUAUAAUGUACAAUAGAGUCAGUAGUGGACACAGAGACAGCAAAUGUUAUGUGCUGAAGAGUCCUAUUUACUGAAAUGUGAAUCAUUAACAAAAAAAAAAAUCUAAUUAGAAAAGCAAAAAACAUUCUGCUUAACUGUGUAGUUCCAUGAAGCACAAAAAUAGCACAUCAACGCUGAAUAAUUAAUGUCUGAGGCUUGCAGGCCACACGCUCAGGGUCGCCAGUAGAUGGGUAUGGGUACCUGGGAAUCGGUAACGGUAGCAAUUUUUGGUACUUUUGUGUGUGUUAAUUAAUGUAAAUUGUUUUUGAUAAUAAAAUCUCAUUUUUUAUUGCAACAUUUCAAA
This is a messenger RNA of Nerophis lumbriciformis (worm pipefish), 3241 nucleotides long. RefSeq names its product MALT paracaspase 1 (gene malt1). The record is from RefSeq and is a predicted model, not a curated record. Gene Ontology annotation, biological process: proteolysis. Gene Ontology annotation, molecular function: cysteine-type endopeptidase activity. Lineage: Eukaryota; Metazoa; Chordata; Actinopteri; Syngnathiformes; Syngnathidae.